ACUGAAGUCAAAAUCCCCAAAUUGAGUCAAAUUUCGGGUUCGAAACCGAAAGAGAGAAAUAGAACGUAAAGAAGGAAGAAUCGGAUGCAUUCAAGUCAAGAUGAGUAAUCCAGAGAGAGCAAUCAAACUCACCAUUCAUUUUGGUGGGUUUAUGAAGAAUAAAAAUGAAGAUUACACUUACGAAGGAGAACUGGGCUCUCACAUCGUGAAUUGGAAAGCAUCACACAUUACUUGGAAAAUAUUUGUUGACUUCUGCAAGCUUGAAGCAAUGUUGCAUGCUCCUAUUAGGUUCAUAUGGUAUAAAGAGGCUGGGAAAGAGAUGAGGACAGUCAACUAUGUGUUUGAUGAUUCUGACGAAGACAUGUUUCCGUUGGUUAUGUUGGGGCAUAGUUCAUGUGAGCUUGAGAUCUAUGUGGAACAUGACAUUUCAGAAAAUAGCGAGAAUGCAAUCAUUCAUCUGCUACCAAGUAGUCAACUUGAAGAUAUUCAAAAUGGUGAGGACCCAAAUUUCAGUUCUGAAAGUGAUGUAGAUGUCGAGAGGCCAAAAGAAGAUGAAGAACCUGAGCAAUCUGAGGAUGAAAAACAUGAUGAAGGAUAUGAAGCUGAGGGUGAAGAUCAAGAUCAGGCUGACGGUGAGGCUGAGUUUGAUGAUAAUAUGGUCGAAGGUAGAGAUGCGAAUGAUGCUGGUGAUGGAGCAGCAAAGGGUUUAGGAAAUGAGAACACAAAUCUGGUUGAUGAGGGAGAUGAAGUAUAUUUAGAUGCUGGUGAUGGAGCUAAUGAUGAUCGUUUUCAGUCAGUAUUUGAGGAAGGUUCUAUGGUUGUACCUGAUAGAGAAGCAUAUAAAAAUACUGAUGAACAGGAUGCAAAUGCAAGAGAAGCAGCAAAAAAGAACCAGUUGUUGUGGAAGGUCCAAAAAACAGGCGUGGUAGACCUUGUAAACCACCGAGUGAGUUUCUGAGUCAUCCAAAGCCUCCACCAAAGCCAAGAGUAAGAAAGACUCCAGCCACAAGAAGUAGCUCACAACCGCAAGCAAAAAAAACUAGAGAGGCUACAAGUUCUUCAACAGCUUCCCAACAAGCAGGUGAAUCAAGCUCGCAGACGCCUGUGAUAUGUAGUGCUCCAGAACCAUCACUUUCAUCUGCUCAGGUCAAACCACAUGUCAAGAAACCUUCAAGAGGGCGACCACUGAAGGUAAAGAAAUCUGCUGUUUACAUUCCAAACGGUUGUGGAACAUUCUGGAGUCCAUACACAGAUCGACCAUUUGAAGUAUUUGGAAAUAGAGUGUAUGACUGAUCUGACCUAAACACACAUCCUCAAGAAAACACUCAAGAAAACCAGCAAGAAGGAGAACUAGAAGAUGUGCAGCAGUAGUUUGUUUUAGGCUAUAAAGUUCGUGUGAACAUGUUUAUCUAUCAGCUUUAAUUGUAGACAUUGUUUUUGGUGUGUUAAACUUUGGGUUGUUUAUCAGCUCUGUUGGAUGUGGCUUGUUUUAGACUUUUUUUUUGGUG
This is a messenger RNA of Eutrema salsugineum, 1508 nucleotides long. RefSeq lists its product as uncharacterized. The record is from RefSeq and is a predicted model, not a curated record. NCBI's taxonomy places the organism in Eukaryota, Viridiplantae, Streptophyta, Magnoliopsida, Brassicales, Brassicaceae. The transcript has 4 exons. Bases 101 to 958 code for a protein of 285 amino acids.